ACACACAAGGGGCCAGAGCCCCUUGACACACGCGCGAGCUUGGUACGACGCACAAGAAGAAGACCAUUUUAUAGUUGGAGAAGACUUGAAGACAACGACUGACGAGACUCCUGCAGCCCUCAGAGAUUUUCAUUGUUACAUUUGACAGUAUUUUGGGAUCCCCUGUGGUCAGGUGUAUGAAAUGCUGGUCACCCAAAUUAAAAAGUGGAGAACUCUCUCAAGCUGUGCAAUCGGAGGACAGAAGUGCCUUUACAAGCUUCAGUCAGCCUCAGUCCACUUCAUUGCUGCAAAACACAUAACCCCCAUAAAGAGGCAGGUUGAUGAUAUCACCUUCCGACUAGUGACCUAUGAGUUCUUCAGUCACUGCCAUGUCUUGGCCAUGUCUGUCUCAGAGACCUGGUAUACCAUUAAAGACCAUGGCACUAACUACUGUAACCUCUACAACCUCAUGGAAGGAAGUGGACUAAUCGGAGCCAGGGGAUAUAUGGAAGUUACGAGUGAAUUCCUUUGUACCCAGCGCUCCUCUGCCAACUGCACACUCUACUGACCCACCUUAACUCUCCAUGACCUUCUUUGGAACAUCUUUUACAUUUACAUUUUAGUCAUUAAGCAGACGCUCUUAUCCAGAGCGACUUACAGUAAGUACAGGGACAUUCCCCCAUGGCAAGUAGGGUGAAGUGCAUUGCCCAAGGACGUCAUUUAUUUUCUUUUUUUGGCACGGCCAGGUAUUGAACUGGCAACCUUCUUAUUAGUAGCUCGAUUCCCUAACCGCUCAGCCAUCUAACUCCGCUUUUAGUUAAUGUAGGGAUUACCAAGUCUGAACUUGUGUUAUACCACGACAUGCCCUCAAACUCUCUGUAGCAUUAUGCAACUGUAGUAUGCAUAAUAAACCAUUGUGAUACAUACA
This is a messenger RNA of Osmerus eperlanus (European smelt), 907 nucleotides long. RefSeq lists its product as uncharacterized. Bases 182 to 547 code for a protein of 121 amino acids. NCBI's taxonomy places the organism in Eukaryota, Metazoa, Chordata, Actinopteri, Osmeriformes, Osmeridae. The record is from RefSeq and is a predicted model, not a curated record. The transcript has 5 exons.